CCCGUCGCGCGCCGUUGACGCCAUCAGCCCGCGGCCGCGCGGCGGGCGGAGGCCGGAGCAUGGCGGCGCCCUCGGCCCCGCGGCCGCCGCGGCCCCGCAAGGAGCCGCAGCCGCUCGUCAUCCCGCGCAGCGCCGCGGAGGAGCAGCGCCUCCGCCUCGAGCGGCUCAUGAGGAACCCGGAAAAGACUGUACCAAUUCCUGAAAAACUGAAUGAAUGGGCCCCACGACCUCCCCCGGAGUUUGUUAGAGAUGUCAUGGGUUCCAGUGCUGGAGCUGGCAGUGGGGAGUUUCAUGUGUACCGGCAUCUUCGUCGGCGAGAGUACCAGAGGCAAGAUUUCAUGGAUGCCAUGGCUGAGAAGCAAAAACUAGAUGAGGAAUUCCAGAAGAAACUGGAGAGGAAUAAGAUGAUUGCAGAAGAGCAAACAGCAAAACGCAGAAGGAAGCGUCAGAAGUUAAAAGAGAAGAAACUGCAAGCUAAGAAAAAUAAACUUGAGCAAAAGAAGCAAGAAAAAGAAUCUGAUCAAUCUCAAGAGCGAGCAAGCAGCGAGGAUGAUGAAGAGGACAGCAAGGAGGAGGAAGAGAAGGAAGAUGAUGCUGAAGAGCCAAGUUUUGUAAUGGGAAGAGGAUGAGGCCUUUCAGGGACAGCUGGAAACAGUGUUCAUUGCUUUAUAUUCAGGAGCAUGAAAGCCUUUCAUCUCAGCCAAGCAGAACCCACUGGCGUAUGUUAUAUCUGCUUAAUGGUGGGUGACCUUCACAGCACCAGUCCAAGAGCUAUUGAUAGAGAAAUGCCAAAUAAGAUUUUUUUCUUAACUGCUUGUAUAACUGCUGUGCAGUCUGCUCUAAGUUUGCUCUAAAGAGUCAGCCAUAAGUCUCUGUGACCCUAGAGUUCUUUCUAACAUGGCCCAGAGUGUUUUUUCUGUCUGAAAGCUAAAACAUACCUGUUACCAUUUAAGGAAAAUACUACUGUGAGGGCUACAUAUUCUACUUAUGUCAAAGUUGAUGGCAAUGGGAUACCUGAAUCUAAGGAAAGUAUUUAGCCUAAAGUAGAAAAGUGGUCUGUAGCCAGACUUCCCUGCACUGUGAGUGUUCUGAAUUUGGGGUUUUAUAUGGGGUCAUCUCUAACCCAAAGAAAUCAGUUUAUGUUGCUAGACAAGUUCUAUACAUUUUUAAGCAGGAUCCCUUUUUUAUUGCUAAAACUUUCCCUAUUACUUUUCUUCCGUGUUUUUUUAAAUGAAUAAAGGGGAUGUAUUGGA
Messenger RNA from Dromaius novaehollandiae (emu), 1253 nucleotides. RefSeq names its product PRKR interacting protein 1 (gene PRKRIP1). The coding region runs from base 60 to 629 and encodes 189 amino acids. Gene Ontology annotation, cellular component: nucleolus. NCBI's taxonomy places the organism in Eukaryota, Metazoa, Chordata, Aves, Casuariiformes, Dromaiidae. The record is from RefSeq and is a predicted model, not a curated record. The transcript has 6 exons. Gene Ontology annotation, biological process: negative regulation of protein kinase activity. Gene Ontology annotation, molecular function: protein kinase binding; double-stranded RNA binding; protein kinase inhibitor activity.